AUGGGGGUGGUGAAGAUGAAUAUGAGAUGGCCUCCAUGGCCACAACAUCUAUGGCCCAAGAAGUUUGAGGCAAUUGUGAUUGUACAAAGGCUUGAAGGAACAUCAAGCUUGGUGAAGAGGUUGAAGAAGAAGGCUCAUGAGGAGUUGGGAUCAUUGGUGGUUGAGAUCAAAUGGAAGGGCCAGAAGAAGGGUAGUGUAUCCUUGAGGUCCCUUGGGGCCUCCAUGAAGAGAAGCUUCACCAGUGUUGUUGCUCUAAUUGGUGGUGAAGGUGAAGGUGAAGGUGAAGGAGUGGUUCAAUGGAACCAGGAGUUUAGAAAUGUUUGCACCUUUAAUGGCUACAAGGACCAUGACAUGUUUCAUCCAUGGGAAGUUAUGUUCACUGUCUCCAAUGUUUAUAACAAAGGGCCCAAAACAAUGGCCUCUGUAAUUGGAGUUGCAUCAGUAGACUUAGCCAAAGACAUGCCUGCAGCUGUGGAUAAAAAGACCGAAAUUCUAAUUCCUUUGAAUGUUCCUGGCACCACUAGUACUAAUCUCUCACUUUGUGUAUCCCUCAGAUUACUGAAAUUGGAGACACUUAAAGAGUAUUUGGAUGCAGAGCAUCGAUCAAUGGAGCAUGUUCCUUCUUUGCCAUCUUCUCCAGAAUCUCCCUCAACGAGUAGAAACGAACCUUCUACACUUAAAGUAGGUCUAAGAAGAGUAAAAAUCUUUGCUGAGUAUGUAUCUACUGUGAAAGCUAAGAAGGGAAACUUAAAAGAUGAAGGAAAUGAUGUUACGAGUUCCAACAGAAGCGAAGAUUCCGAACAUAGAUAUAGAUCCGACACAGAUUCAUUAGAUAAUGAUUCUGCCAUUGAUUUGCAUGAGAAGAACAAAGAAGGUUCAUAUGUUAGAUGUUCUUCAUUGGGUUAUGGGACAUUAGACUCCGUAAAUUUUGUAGGAGGAUCACCUUGUCUAAGUUCAUUUUUCAGUAGUGAAGAUGAUUUUGGAGUAGCACAUGUUGAGAAUUACAAUACACUUGAUCAGAUAGAGUGUCAUGGUUCGAGGAAUAGAAUCAUUUCUUGGAGGAAAAAGAAACUGAAAUUUAAAUAUUUGAAGGUGAAAAAAGGGGAGCUACUUCUGAAAAGGGAUAAUGGAGAAGUGGGCGGAGAUGAUAUUGAUUAUGAUCGCCGCCAACUUAGCUCUUCUGAUGGGUAUCCUGUCAAGUGGCAUAAAAUAGAAGAAACUAUCGCCCCAAGGCAAUCAUUUGUUCCUGAAUUCGAGGGUAACAAUUUUAUGGUUGGAGGUUGGGAGUGCAAGGAAUUCAUCAGCCGAGACAAACGAACAAAGCUCCAUACACAAGUCUUCUUUGCUUCAUUUGAUCAAAGGAGCAAACACUCUGGUGGGGAAGGCGCAUGCGCGGUCCUGGUUGCUGUGAUUGCUGAUUGGCUAAAAGCAAACCGAGUCGAAAUCCCCAUUAAGUGUCAAUUUGAUGGCCUUAUUAAAGAUGGAUCAUUAGAAUGGAGAAUUCUCUGUGAGAAAAAGGAACACAUGAAAAAAUUUCCUGACAAACACUUGGACCUUGACACUGUUCUGCAGGCCAAAAUCAGUUCAAUUUUCGUGCUGCCAGAAAAAUCCUUUGUUGGAUUCUUCAUUCCAGAAGAGGGAACAACUAAGAGUGGAGGCUUUGAAUUCCUUCAAGGUGCUAUGUCCUUUGAUAGAAUAUGGGAAGAAAUAAGCAUUUCUGCAUCAAAAUUGAACAUAAAUGAUGACCCUUUGGUCUACAUUGUAGGUUGGAAUGAUCAUUUCUUUGUACUAAAGGUUGAGCAAGAUGCUUAUUACAUCAUUGAUACUUUAGGGGAGAGAUUAUAUGAGGGAUGCAAACAAGCAUACAUAUUGAAAUUUGAUGCUUCCUCAACAAUUGAGAAAUUAAUGGCCAAAGAAAAUCAAGAGUUGAAUGAGAUUAUAUGCAGAGGCAUGGAAUCAUGCAAAGAAUAUAUCAAAAGAUUUUUGGCUGCCAUAACUGUAAGGGGAGUGCAGCUUGAGGUCAAGAAAGGCUUGAAACCUUCAAAGCCUCUUCACCAUAGGUUACAGAUUGAAUUCUACUAUACUCAAUUGAAGCAACAGUAAAAUGCAGAUCAUGCAUCAACAAACCAACACUGGCUUAGUUGAGUAGUAGGCAAGUUUGUCAUUUUUCCACCGGGAGACUUCGAGUCUUGGAGAAGGAAAAAACAAUUAUACUCAGAGAGGCAGUUAUAGUUCU
Arachis duranensis is the source of this 2236-nucleotide messenger RNA. RefSeq lists its product as uncharacterized. NCBI's taxonomy places the organism in Eukaryota, Viridiplantae, Streptophyta, Magnoliopsida, Fabales, Fabaceae. The record is from RefSeq and is a predicted model, not a curated record. The transcript has 4 exons. Bases 1 to 2103 code for a protein of 700 amino acids.